CUGAUCGUCACACAUUCCAUGUAGAACUUUUCAUAUAUAUAUAAUGGGCUGUACAGUUCAGUAGGGUUCAGUAGAUGCUCUGUACUUCACUGGCUGAAUAUGGAAUCAGCUCAGGUGCUUGUCCUGGUUAUAACUCUCUGCAUAGGGACAGCAUAUUCAUUAUCAUGUUACACGUGCACCAGCCAGAGCAGCAACAGUAACUGCAUGACGGCCGUUAACUGUACAGCUGGAACUGACUCCUACUGCAAGACGUCUGUUUCAGCUGCUGGGAUUGGUAGUGUGUCAUUUACCUCCAUCACUAAGGAAUGUGCCUCAGCCUGCACAGCAGUCAACAUGGAUCUUUCAGUUGCUUCCACUUCAGUCUCCUGCUGUAACACAAAUUUGUGCAACACCAGUGGCGCCUCCAGUGUGAAAUCCAGCUCUGGCAUCCUCGCUCUGUCUGUGGGGCUCUUCCUGGCUCUGCUAGGGAAAUCCUCUCUCUGAUGCGCAGGACAACGCCCCCGAGGAUCCAGCAUUUAGUUCUCCAACAAGUUGUCAGAUUUCAUUUAGAUGAUAUUAUCUAUUGGUUGUAAUCAAUAAAAAGAUAAUUAAAACAUAAAUAAA
Bombina bombina (fire-bellied toad) is the source of this 603-nucleotide messenger RNA. Its product is annotated as lymphocyte antigen 6E-like. The coding region runs from base 100 to 483 and encodes 127 amino acids. NCBI's taxonomy places the organism in Eukaryota, Metazoa, Chordata, Amphibia, Anura, Bombinatoridae. The transcript has 3 exons. The record is from RefSeq and is a predicted model, not a curated record.